Messenger RNA from Panthera uncia (snow leopard), 1450 nucleotides. RefSeq names its product serine protease 58-like. The record is from RefSeq and is a predicted model, not a curated record. The coding region runs from base 206 to 994 and encodes 262 amino acids. Lineage: Eukaryota; Metazoa; Chordata; Mammalia; Carnivora; Felidae. Gene Ontology annotation, molecular function: serine-type endopeptidase activity. The transcript is spliced from 6 exons. Gene Ontology annotation, biological process: proteolysis.
AAGAGUCAAUGUGACAUGGGGGAAGACUCAGCUUGUUAGGUGAGGGGGAUCUGUAGCUCAGAGAGGAGGGAGUUUAUUUGAAAGUUCAGGGCUAUUAAUGUCACACAGAGAGGUGAAGAUCAGCCACACUAAGUGAGGACAGCUUCCAGGAGACCAGGUUUGUUGUAGUUCACUCCCUUCCCAGAUCUUCUUACUGCAAGAGAGCAUGGAGAUCACAGAUAUGAACCGCCUCUUUCUAGUCUUCAGCAUUCUGACAGUGACUGUGGUAACAAUAAUUGUAAUACCAACACCAACACAAGUAAAAUUAGCCCAGCAAUUCAACCAGAUGAGCAUAGAAACUGCACCAACCUUUCUGGUUUUCCUGAACUCAGAAUAUGAGCCUUGUUUGGGGACCCUGAUCCACAAACAGUGGGUUCUCACUGCAGCCCACUGCUUCUUACCAUUUCUUGAGAUAAAUGUUGCGGCUUCAAAAGAGAAUUUUCAAAACAAGAUGGGGAACUUAAGACCCACAUUUAUUGUCCAACACCCAGAUUUUACCCGGGAUUCUGCUGAGCAUGACCUCAUGCUCAUCAAGCUGAAUCAUCCCCUAGAGCUCAAGGAUCAGGUCAAGCUGGUGGUUCUACCCAAUACCACGAAUGACAGAAGAGGGGAAAAGUGCACUGUCUCUGGCUGGGGCUGGGAAUGGAGGAAUUUCAACCCAGAACCUGAUAUCCAGAUAAACCAGACUGUCUUUUGGUUUUCUAAUGAUGACUGCCAAGAGUCCCUUGUAAGACAAAUUCCUAUUAAAAUCACAGAAAACAUGUUCUGUGCAGGAUCAUCUCUGGAGAACACACACUCAUGUAAGGAAUUAGAUGCUGUCCCAAUCCUGUGCCAAAAUCAGCUCCAUGGGAUCCUAUCUUGGUCAGCAGGGUGUAUUUUGAAAGGUGAUAUUGGCUACUACACCAAGGUGUCCCGCUAUACAGACUGGAUCCACAAAGUUAUCCACAGCAACUGAGCUCUCUCUGUUCCCUCUCCCAGUGGCCUCAGAACUGGGUCUACCAUCCUUGACCCUCUUUUCCCUUUAGCCUCAGAACAAGAUGGGAAUAGAGCCUUUAGCUAUAAGAAAUUUUCGGUUCCUUCUAUUAUUUUGACUUCUCUUAUCCUUUUUCAGUCCUAGCCUGAUCACCAAAGGAUUUGAGCUGGAUAACGUUCUCCUAAAUAAGCUACCUUCUCACCACUCUUUUCCUCUCCUCCAACUUCCUACUCACCUGCAAUGGUUUCCGCAGACUUUUAUGGAGAAGUUCUUCUCCAGCUCCUGCCAUCCAGAGGACAUAUGGGUCCCAGAAAUGUGACAGUGAGAUGUGGCAGCUUUAGGGUGUCUCCUUUGUUUCACACCACUUAGUGCUGAGUCAGGCCUCUGUGUCAGGCCUGUGUCCUCUCAUCAUACCCAUCAUACCUAAUAAGGCUCAGU